CAGUGGAAAGCACGUGAUCGCUCGAAGCUGCUCUCGUCUCGGUGGGGAGUGGCGAGCCGCGACCGCGAGUCCAAGUGGCGGCUAGGGUUUUACGACCUCUCUCUCUCUCUGACUUCUUUCCACUCCGCCUCGUCUUCCUUCCACCUCCGUCUCAAAGUCUAAACCCUAGACUAGACUACCUCUCGCGUCGAUUACGAUUCACCCAUCCAUGGCGGUCACUUCGCCGGCGUGGUUGCUCUAGGUUGCUGAUUGAAGGGUUGGAUUGGUGUUUCCGGUGAUUUGUGAGUGGAGUUUGAGGCCAGGAGGGGAGAGGGGGGGCGCCAUGGGCACGAAGAACCAGUUCGAUCUCCUCGUCGACGUCGACAACGACGACCCCUCCCACCUCAUCGCGGCCGCCGAGAAGAAGGCGGCCGCGUCGCCCAAGCCGGCGCCCGCCGCCCCGGCCAAGCUGCCCACCAAGCCGACACCGCCCGCGCAGGCUGUGAAGGAGUCGAGGAACUAUGGCGCUCCAGCUCGUGAUGGGCCAGGACGUGGUAGAGGUGGCUUCCGCGGAGGCAGGACGGGCCCAAGGCGUGAAUUUGGUGAGGGCAAUGCCAAUGGUGUUGAGGGAGGUUACGGCGGUGGUGGUUUUGGAGAUAGUGGCUUCCAGCGGAGAGAGGAAGGUGAUGGAAAGGCUAUGGAAAGAGGCCGUGGACCACGUCAGCCUUAUCGUGGUGGUGGUCGCCGUGGUGGCUAUGCUGAUGGUGAGGCUGGUGAUGAGUCUGCUCGGCCCCCUCGCCGGGCCUAUGAGCGCCACAGUGGCACAGGCAGAGGAUAUGAAAUGAAGCGUGAGGGAUCUGGCCGUGGCAACUGGGGAACUGUGACUGAUGAGGCCCUUGCACAAGAGGCAGUAGAAACUGAGGGGACUCCUGUGGCUGAAGACGAAAACAAGCUGGAGGAGGUUCCACAGUCUGAGGCUGAGAAGGGCAAGGAGGGUGAACCAACUGAAGCGGAGGAGCCUGAAGAUAAGGAGAUGACAUUGGAAGAAUAUGAGAAAGUAUUGGAGGAGAAAAGGAAAGCUUUACUUGGACUAAAGCCUGAAGAGAGAAAGGUUGAGGUGGACAAGGAGUUGCAGUCCAUGCAACAGCUUUCAGUGAAAAAGGGUGCUGAUGAGAUUUUCAUCAAGCUGGGUUCUGACAAGGAUAAGAAGAAAGAGAACACAGAAAGGGAUGAACGUGCCAAGAAGUCUGUCAGUAUCAAUGAAUUCCUGAAGCCAGCUGAGGGUCAAAGGUACUACAGCCCUGGUGGCCGGGGUCGUGGUCGUGGCAGAGGCCGUGGUGACCGCGGCGGUUUCCGUGGUGGGUACAGCCCUCGGGAGGUCGCAGCUGCGCCAGCACCGGCAAUUCAAGAUCAAGCACAGUUUCCCUCACUCGGUGGGAAGUGAACGCUCCCAAGCCCAAGCUGCUAUGAACUCAAUUGCAUAUGAACUCAAUUGCACUAGUGUCCUUGCACCUAUCCGAUGCAUUAGUACUGUACUGCCGCUCUAUAUCAGAGCCAGGUGUUUGUCACACGGUUAAGCUUAUGUAACUUUUAAAUUUUCAAUAGGAUGCCUGCAUGUCCUGUGGUACCGUUCUCGGUUAAAAGAUUUUGCUCAGCAUGAGUCUAGCUGGUUCGUUCUGCUGAUCUUUAUUCAAAA
This is a messenger RNA of Sorghum bicolor (sorghum), 1675 nucleotides long. RefSeq names its product RGG repeats nuclear RNA binding protein A. The coding region runs from base 323 to 1423 and encodes 366 amino acids. Lineage: Eukaryota; Viridiplantae; Streptophyta; Magnoliopsida; Poales; Poaceae. Gene Ontology annotation, cellular component: nucleus; cytoplasm. Gene Ontology annotation, molecular function: RNA binding. The record is from RefSeq and is a predicted model, not a curated record. The transcript is spliced from 6 exons.